Pogona vitticeps (central bearded dragon) is the source of this 1415-nucleotide messenger RNA. It is a transcript of the gene ALG14, whose product is annotated as ALG14 UDP-N-acetylglucosaminyltransferase subunit. Gene Ontology annotation, molecular function: N-acetylglucosaminyldiphosphodolichol N-acetylglucosaminyltransferase activity. The record is from RefSeq and is a predicted model, not a curated record. Gene Ontology annotation, biological process: dolichol-linked oligosaccharide biosynthetic process. Gene Ontology annotation, cellular component: UDP-N-acetylglucosamine transferase complex. Lineage: Eukaryota; Metazoa; Chordata; Lepidosauria; Squamata; Agamidae.
UGCAGUUACAGGUUAAAAGACUACUAUAGGGAAAAGCCAGAGGAGUGGGCUGUGAGGGAAAGAGUGUUCAUAAACUAGCCUUUCAGAUUGAAUGUCUUCUCCUGAAAUAAAAAGAUUGCUCCAGACUUGCAUGAAAGGUAUCAAGACAAGGGUCAAUGAACGGAUUACAGCACAACAUCAAAACAAGCCAACUGGCAGGGGAAUUCAGACCGCGACUAACCACACCCGUUUCCGAACAGGCAGAUCCAGGUUCCUGUCGGCUCUGGUACUUCCAGGAUUGUGUUGCUCUUCUGAAACCAGCAUUCCUUCCAUCUGCAAUGACAACCUGGAAGGAAGAUGGGGCUGCGAUCAGGAUGAAGUAACCGAGGAGUUUUGGGUUGCCUCGCUACCCGUAGUCUGCCCUCACAACAGCGGCGCCCCGAAGACGACCCCGUUGCGGAAGCUAGAGGAACCAUGGCACUUCUCGCCGCCGCGGCCGCCGCCGCCGCGCUUUCCCUAGUGCUCGUUCUCCUUGCUGCGCGGUUCUUCCGAACGAAGCAGGAACGCGUCCCGCAUAAAGAUUCAGUGAAGCUCCUGGCGGUGGCCGGGUCUGGAGGGCACACUACAGAAAUCUUGAGACUACUUGGAAGUCUCUCCCAGAAGUACUCUCCGAGACAUUAUGUUUUGGCUGAUUCAGAUAAGAUGAGCGAGGAAAAAAUCCGUUCCUUUGAACAAAAAAGAGCCGAAAUGUUCUCUAAUUGCUUGUUCACCCUCCACCGCAUUCCCAGAAGCCGGGAAAUCCAUCAGUCAUGGAGCUCUUCAGCGCUUACAACUUUGCAUUCCAUGUUUUCCUCUCUUCCUUUGACCUUCAGACUCAAGCCAGAUUUGGUGCUAUGCAAUGGUCCUGGGACAUGUGUUCCCAUAUGCAUAUCUGCCCUUCUACUCAGGAUGCUGGGAUUAAAAAGAGUAACCAUUGUGUAUGUUGAGAGCAUCUGCCGUGUGGAAAACUUAUCCCUGUCAGGAAAGAUUCUUUAUUAUUUUUCAGAUUACUUCAUUGUUCAGUGGCCUGCUCUGAAAGAAAAAUAUCCCAAGUCUCUCUAUCUUGGGCGAAUAGUGUGACAACAAAAGACAAACUUAGCUUGUGGCACUAGAACUAUUUCCAGACAUUUUAAGCCUCUGAACUUUCCAACCAUCCGACAGUUUGGGGAUCAUGUGUUUGAAGAAAUUGUAUAUUUGCACAGACUUGGAAGUCAGUUCCUACAUGAACUGGGAUGAAUGUGUGGGUAAAACUAGCAUUCUACGAAUUGCACUGCUUACUACAGUAGUUCUCAUCUGGCAUCUCCCCUACCCCUGCAUUGUGAUAUGGGCACCCUUGCUCCCCUUCCAGCCAAAGGAACACCUUUCUAAUGUGGCUCAAAAUAAAGAGAACAAAGCAA